GCAAUAGUUAUGGGUUUUGAGGCUGUGAGAGUGGGAAAAAAAUACCAUUAUAAAAAGCAAACAGCAUGAGGGAGAGUGAGAACUGAGAACAGAGCACCCUCACAGUGUUUAGCUCUUACAGAACAAAACACACAUUCUCCCUUUUUCUCUCGCUCUUCAUUCCAUUCUUUCUUUCUUUCAACACUUACAGUUUUACAUGCCUCAUUUUCUUAGCACAAUGUUCUGUGCUUUUUGUGGCGUUUAAUUUGCUACCAUUCAUUCCAGCUUAGCCUCCAUUCCUUUUUCUUUACCAAAGUUGGUUCUUUUGCUUAGUUCCACUUCAUCUCAAUCAAGUGAGGUUUGUCCUUAAACACCUCCAUUCUCCAUUUUUUUUUGUUUCAAAUGGAUACGUUUCAAGAAGCAGAUGUUACUUCCCAAAUUGGGUUGGUUUGGAGCCAAAUCAGAGAGCCACUGAUUGUGCCACUGCUGAGGGUGUCAGUGUUUCUGUGCUUGGCCAUGUCACUGAUGAUGUUUGUUGAGAGGGUUUACAUGAGCAUUGUGAUUUGUUUGGUGAAGAUGUUUGGUCAAAAACCAGAGAAGCGUUACAAAUGGGAGCCUGUGAAGGAUGAUGUUGAGCUUGGAAACUCUACUUACCCAAUGGUUCUUGUUCAAGUUCCUAUGUACAACGAAAGAGAGGUUUAUCAGCUGUCCAUUGGAGCAGCAUGUGGCCUUUCUUGGCCUUCAGAUAGGAUCAUCAUACAAAUUCUUGAUGACUCCACUGACCCAACAAUCAAGGAGUUGGUGAAGGUUGAAUGCAGUAGAUGGAGAAGCAAAGGGGUGAAUAUAAAGUAUGAGGUGAGGGAUAACAGAAGUGGGUACAAAGCAGGUGCUCUUAAAGAGGGAAUGAAACGCAGCUACGUGAGCCAAUGUGAUUAUGUUGCCAUCUUUGAUGCUGAUUUUCAACCACAACCUGAUUUCCUCUGGCGCACCAUUCCAUUCCUUGCCAACAAUCCUCAACUAGCUCUUGUUCAGGCGCGCUGGAAGUUUGUGAAUGCCGAUGAAUGUUUGAUGACCAGGAUGCAAGAAAUGUCACUAGAUUACCAUUUCACAGUGGAACAAGAAGUGGGGUCUUCAACUUUCGCCUUCUUUGGGUUCAAUGGAACUGCUGGAGUAUGGAGAAUUUCGGCACUGAAUGAGGCAGGUGGAUGGAAGGAAAGGACCACAGUGGAAGACAUGGACCUGGCUGUAAGAGCCAGUCUCAAAGGAUGGAAAUUCUUAUACCUGUCCAAUCUACAGGUUAAAAAUGAACUACCAAGCACAUUGAAGGCCUAUCGCUACCAACAGCACCGGUGGUCUUGUGGGCCAGCAAAUCUUUUCAGGAAAAUGGUCAUGGAGAUUAUAACAAACAAGAAAGUGUCUUUGUGGAAGAAGAUUCAUGUGAUUUACAGCUUCUUCUUUGUUCGGAAAGUGGUGGCACACAUCAACACCUUUUUGUUCUACUGCAUUGUGUUACCUGCAACAGUUUUGGUGCCUGAGGUCGUGGUCCCCAAGUGGGGUUCUGUGUAUAUCCCUUCCAUCAUCACUCUUCUAAAUGCAGUUGGAACUCCAAGGUCGCUUCAUUUAAUGGUGUUCUGGAUUCUCUUUGAGAAUACCAUGUCUCUGCAUCGAACAAAGGGAACAGUUAUCGGUCUACUAGAGGCUACAAGAGUGAAUGAAUGGGUUGUCACUGAAAAACUUGGAGAUGCUCUCAAGGGUAAAGGUGGAGGUAAAACAUUCAAGACGCUUAGAUUUAGGAUUGGAGACAGGAUUCACAUGUUAGAAUUACUUAUUGGAUUCUACCUCUUCUUCUGUGGCUGCUAUGAUCUUAUGUUCGGGAAAAACCACUUCUUCAUAUUCCUAUAUAUCCAAGCAUUUGCUUUCUUCAUCAUGGCAUUUGGAUAUAUUGGCACUUUUGUUCCCAACUCCUAGAACUUCAGCAAUUGUGGCUUGUGCCUGAUAUGUAUCUAUAUUUGUAGUAAUUUAGUGUUCAGAGCAUCAAUUACAUUAGAAGUUUAAGCUUGUUAGUUUUCUUCAAGCUUCUGCAUAAACAAGAGUCAGUGACUCGAAACAAUACUUUUUUGUGAAUAUUAAGCUAAGAUACAUGAAGAAAUUAGUCAAAUUACAGAAGUUGUUAUCUCAUGGAAGUGAAGCAUACAGAAAAGGAACACAACAGUCUACAGGCAUUGGUCUUCCCUGCAGCAAACACCUUUGAUUGCAAGAUUGUUUUAAGAUUUUACAUUGUAUUUGUUUGAAGAAAUAAGCAAAUUCAAGAAAUGGGAUAGAUUACACAAA
Molecule: messenger RNA, 2310 nt
Organism: Lotus japonicus
Lineage: Eukaryota; Viridiplantae; Streptophyta; Magnoliopsida; Fabales; Fabaceae
Product: glucomannan 4-beta-mannosyltransferase 9-like
Exons: 9
Coding region: 382-1947 (521 amino acids)
Cellular component (GO): Golgi apparatus
Molecular function (GO): mannan synthase activity
Source: RefSeq, a predicted model, not a curated record